Galdieria sulphuraria is the source of this 935-nucleotide messenger RNA. RefSeq names its product 40S ribosomal protein S3e. Gene Ontology annotation, molecular function: RNA binding; structural constituent of ribosome. Gene Ontology annotation, biological process: translation. The transcript is spliced from 2 exons. Gene Ontology annotation, cellular component: nucleus; cytosolic small ribosomal subunit. Bases 87 to 770 code for a protein of 227 amino acids. NCBI's taxonomy places the organism in Eukaryota, Rhodophyta, Bangiophyceae, Galdieriales, Galdieriaceae. The record is from RefSeq and is a predicted model, not a curated record.
AGUAUUCCUAAUUGAUUCAUUGGUGAACCAUUUUCUUUGGAUUGUCCGUCGUCACCGUUUGAGCAUACGAUCUAUACAACUGUAUUAUGGCAACGUUGAUGUCCAAAAAGAGAAGAGCAGUAGCUGAUGGUGUAUUUAAAGCAGAAUUGAAUGAGUUUCUGAUGCGAGAACUGUCGGAAGAAGGAUAUUCUGGUGUGGAAGUGAAACCCACGCCGUUGAGAACGGAAAUCGUGAUUAGAGCUACCCGAACUCAAAAUGUGUUGGGUGAGAAAGGUCGAAGAAUUAGGGAACUAACUGCGUUGGUUCAAAAGCGUUUUCGUUUUCCUGAAGGAACUGUGGAGCUUUAUGCAGAAAAGGUUGCGGAUAGAGGUUUAUGUGCCAUUGCACAAGCAGAAAGUCUACGUUACAAGUUGUUGGGUGGUUUGGCAGUUCGUAGAGCGUGUUAUGGUGUUCUACGGUUUGUUAUGGAAAGUGGUGCAAAAGGUUGCGUGGUGACUGUGAGUGGUUUAUUAAGAGCACAGAGAGCCAAAACAAUGAAGUUUACUGAUGGAUAUAUGGUACACUCGGGACAGCCAGUGAAAGAUUAUGUCGACACUGCAGUGCGUCACGUACUUAUGCGUCAAGGAGUUUUGGGCAUCAAAGUAACCAUCAUGUUGCCAUAUGAUCCUGAAGGAAAGAAAGGUCCCUCAAAGCCUUUACCUGAUAACGUUCAAAUUUAUGAACCAAAAGAAGACAAGAUUUCAGAAAAGAUAGUUUCGACAUUGGCAUAAUAAAAGUUGUUAAGAAUGGUGGUUGUCCAUUCUUCCCACAAGUGAUUGUUGAUUGUCAUGUCUACUUGCCAAGUGACCAUUUUAUUAUUUGCCUCUGCAAAGGAAGCAGUCAAAAGGUCAAGAAUACAACUUACGGUUUCCAAGUCUACUUGUAUUGUGAGUACU